AGCAGCAGCUGCAAAAGCAUUUAACGGCCUUCUACGAACAAUGACACUAGGGGUGUCUCAGGACUAAACGCCACAGAGAUUGUGGGACUGCUGGAGCAUUCAAAGGAAAGCUGUCUGAUAAGGCUAAAAUCAUCUUAAAAAGGGCAUGUAAAAGCUUUGGAAAAUGAGCAGGUGACACUGACUAGAUGUUAAUGAGGAGGACUUACCGCAACAAACUUACCAAAGUGGAAAAGGAUUAUUCUUUCAAAAAAAACUACCGCUGGAAGUGAGGGCCUGUGAAGCAGGAGAAGCUGGUUGCCACGGAAUGUAUAUUGACAGUUGUCUCUAAGGACUGAAGAGAGACUUGAUUAACAGCUGGACAACAAAAUUCUUCCAAAGUAAUAUAGAGACUGAAUGCCUGUAGCCUGUCAAUCUGAGUGGAGGUUGGCAAGUGAGCAGGGAUGGAUGUGUUUGGUGGAGCGCCACGGUUCCUGGCCUACCCUCGUCCUGUGGUAGUACAAAGUGGCACAGAUGCAGUUCUGAAAUGCCAGAUUGGUGGGGAUCCCAGACCAGCAGUUAUAUGGGAGAGAAACAAUGAGAAGAUUCAUCCAGAGGGCAGAUACCGGGUGUUUGAGGAUGGCAAUAUCUAUAACCUUAUAAUAACUUCUGUGACAAUGGAGGACAGCGGGCAAUACAUCUGCAAGGCCAAGAAUUGCAUUGGAGAGACUUAUGCAGCAGCCACUUUGAAAGUAGAAGGUGAAGCACAGGAGAUGGAAUUCCGGGAGGAAAACAAGCCCCGCUUCCUCAUCAAGCCCCUCUCGACUAGAGUUGGACGAGGAGAGGAUGCCGUGUUCUCCUGUAAGCUAUGGGGAAACCCUAGACCAGAAGUGAUGUGGGAGAAGGAUGGCAAGAAGUUGAAUGAGAUCUUUGAAAGCACACAUUUUGCCAUUAGCUAUCAGGAUGGAGGAUGGUUCCAACUAAAGAUUUUCAAGACAAGAGCACCAGAUGGAGGGGUGUACACGUGUAAGGCCAGGAAUGAAUUUGGAGAGAGUCUGGCAGGGGCUGUGCUGUUGGUGGAUGCUGGACCAGGACAUGAAGAUGAAGGGAACCGUAAUGGAUACAAUAAUGGCCACUGGAAAGCACAUCAGGGAAAACAGAGAAGUGGUAGGCAGGUUGCGACAAGGCUGAAAGAUGGCCCACUGCCAAACUCAGCCAAAGUGAAAAUGUUUGCAGUGACAGAAGGGAAACAUGCAAAGUUUCGGUGCUAUGUAACAGGGAAGCCAAAACCAGAAAUAUUAUGGAGGAAAGAUGGGAGACUAAUCUUGUCCGGGAGACGGUAUCUUUUAUAUGAAGACAGAGAGGGUUACUUCACACUUAAAGUUCUCUACUGCAAACAACAGGACAAUGGAGUUUAUGUCUGUUCUGCUUCAAACACUGCAGGGCAAACCCUGAGUGCUGUACACCUUAUCAUCAAAGAGCCACCUGUUCGAUUUAAGCAACCACUGAAUGACUUGCAAGUAUGGGAGAGAGACUUGGCUGUUCUUGAGUGUGAAGUUCCUGAGGACUCUGUUCCAAUCACCUGGUACUUGGAAGACAGACGACUACAGCCUGGAGCCAAAUAUGGGAUGGAGGAGUGGGGUACAAAGCGAAGACUCACAAUUCGUGAUAUUGGAGUUGAUGAUGAUGGGAUAUAUCUCUGUGAGAUGGCUGAUGGGGGCAGAAGCAUUGCUGAGGUAGCAGUCAAAGGUACCAUUGUAAGAAAGCUGCCACGAAAAGUUGACGUUCUGGAGGGGGAAAAUGCAGCCUUCUGUGUGGAAGUGGAGGAGGAGGAAAUGGACAUUCAUUGGUACAAAGAUGGAACAGAACUAAGGGAAACCCAUCAGACCAUUCUCAAAUCUUUUGGAAGGACACACAUCUUGGUUUUUGUCAACACCACACCACAAGACUCUGGUAUGGUCAUGUUCUAUGUGGGUAGAUCAAAGACGUCAUCGCAGUUACGGGUGAAAGCUGCAAGGCACUGUCCACCAAGCUGUCCUAUCGGGGUACAGAUAAACACAGAACGAGCAAAUGCAGCUCUCCUUUCCUGGUAUCCAGCACAAGACUCUCGGAAGAAUCCACCUUCAGGGUAUAUAAUUGAGAGGCAAGAGGUUGGCUCACAGGAGUGGCUGCAAUGUUUGACCACAGACUCUGCAACCUCAGUGGAGAUUCUUGGUGACAGCGUUCCAUGCGAGGCAGACUACAGAUUUCGGAUAUGCAGUGUCAACAAAUAUGGAAGGAGUGGGAAUGUAGAGUUUCCACGAGCAGUGCACCUUGUCCCAGUUGCCAGAAUACAAGCACCUCUACAAGACGCUUUAGUGCCAGAGGGCCAGGAUGCCUGCUUUACCAUUGAGCUAUCUGCCUCAGUUAUAGGCACUUGGUUCUUAAAUGGAAAUCAGCUUCAAGACGAUGACCGUUUCUCCAUAAGGCGUUCACGUACACACCAGUCCCUACGCAUUCGUGGGGUACGGGACACAGACAACGGAGCAGAGAUCACCUUCAUUGCCUACGGAAUUCGAGAUUCUGCUGCUUUAUAUAUACAAGCACCACUGGUAAAAUUCACUCCACUUUCUGAAAUGGAUCGAAACAAAUUUGUGGAGGUUGGCAACCCUAUUGUGCUCUACUGUGAGCUGUCAGACCCUGAGGCUCCAGUUCGUUGGUAUAAGAAUGGUGUUGAACUUCAAUCAAUGGAAGGUCUGCACAUCCAAUCAGAGGGAACAAUGAGGAGGAUUGUCAUUCAAUCAGCUGAUUUCUCCCACUCAGGAGUUUAUAGUUGCGAUGCUAUUGAUGAUGUCAUCAGGUUUAACGUGGAGGUUGAGGCACCUCCUGUGACAUUUGCCUACAUACCAGAAGAUGAUCUGCACAGAAAUAUUGUGGAACAAGACAAUCUACUCCUUUGCUGUCAAGUGUCCAGGUCAGAUGCUACUGCACAAUGGUACAAGGAUGGAGUAGAGCUAAAGCCUAGUGGCAACGUCCUCAUAGAGGCAGAAAACACUAUACGAAGAGUGAUCGUCCUGUCGUCUCAACUCUCAGAUUCUGGGACGUACACCUGCCGUGCUGGAGAUAGUGCAUUAACAUUUAAAGUUAAUGUAAGAGAACCUCCAGUGAUGAUUGUAUAUCCCAAGGAAGAUGUCCACCUUGAUCGCUAUGUUCCCGAAGAAAUUGUCCUCAGCUGUGAACUUUCACGGCCAAAUGGAAAAGUGACAUGGUUCAAGGAUGGACAGAAACUACAGGAGAGUGAAAACAUAAAGCUAAAGUCAGAGGGUCCGUACAGACGACUAAAAAUUCUGCGCAGUGGUGUUGAGGACUCAGGAGAAUAUGUUUGUGACACAGCUGAUGAUUCAAUAUUCUUCAAUCUAAACAUUAAAGAACCACCGGUGCGCAUAGUUUCUCCAAGCCAGUCCCAAAUGGAACUUUGCCAACAGACUUCUGAGAGGAUGGUCCUGAGCUGUGAAAUCUCUAGACCAAACGCCACUGUACGUUGGUAUCGAGAUGGACUAGAAGUGGAGGAGAGUGACAGCCUAAUUCUGGAGGUUGAUGGUGUCUAUAGGAGACUUAUUAUCCCAAAGCCUACCGUCAAAGACUCCGCAGAAUAUGUCUGUGACAGCGAUGACUCAGUGACCUUCUUUGUAAACAUCGCAGAGCCACCAGUUAGAUUUAUUCGGCCAAGGAAAAUGGCCUAUGGAGUAGAAAAACUUGUUGGAGACAUUUUGGUUCUUGAGUGUGAAGUGUCUCGACCAAAUGCUGAAGUUAGUUGGAAGAAGGAUGGAGAAGAGAUUGAGGAGAACAGCAACAUAACUAUCACAGAGGAUGGCACAAGUCGACAGUUAACCAUUCAUUCUGCAACUUUUGAAGAUGCAGGGCAAUAUGUCUGUGAUGCUAGAGAUGAUGUGAUGGAUUUCCUAGUGAAAAUCAAAGAUCCACCACUAAAAAUUCUGCGGAAAACUGACAUAGAAAUAAAACGCAGAUUUGUAGUAUCUGAUGCCAUUGUGUUGAAAUGUGAGAUCUCAAGACCAAAUGGGGUGGUCAGUUGGCUUAAAGACAAUGAGAAGAUUGAGGGAAAUGAGCAUUUCAUCUGUGAAGAGGAAGGAACAUUCAGAUCCCUGAUUGUCCUGAGCGCUGAGUUGAAGGACUCAGGGGAGUACAUAUGUGAUGCAAGUGAUAAAGUUGUCUUCAGUGUUACUGUAGAAGAGGCUCCAGUGUCUAUUGUUGGAAAUUCAGAGAAGUCAGAACACCACAUUUUAAUGACAGGAGAUGAGCUUAUCCUGGAAUGUGAGGUAUCUCGAGUAAAUGCUAUAGUCCAGUGGUACUUCAAUGGACGUUUACUGCAAGAGGAUUCACGCACACACAUUGAAAGCAGAGACACAACGAGGAAGCUUGUGAUAUCAGAACUUCAGACAUCCGACUCUGGAGAGUAUCUUUGCGAUGCCAUUGAUGACAAAAUGACAACUAGACUAACAGUUCAAGAACCACCAUUCAAAUUCAUCAAAAAAGACGAAAGAACAAAUAUUUCAGCCAAUGAAGAAGACAGUGUGACACUACGUGCCACUGUUAACAGGGUCAAUGCCCCAGUUAAAUGGCUGAGAGGCCAUGAUCCAGUCAGAGGUGAUCGUUUCCACACAACAAGUGAUGGUAACACUCACUACCUCACUAUUAACCCACUUAAGAGAAGUGAUACUGGAGAAUACACGUGUCAUGUGGGAUCUGAUGAGAAGCAAUUCAGUGUCCAUAUUAAAGCAAUGAAAGUGAAAUUCUCCAAACCACUAGAAAACGUAGUGGGACUCAAAGGUAGUGAUGUGGUUUUAAAAUGUGAACUGUAUAAGUCAAAAGGAGAUGUUCAGUGGCUUAAGGGCAGCCAAGAGAUUGCACCAAACAGACAUUUUACAAUCAGAGCUGAGGGUCGAGUGAGAAGCCUGACAAUACAUGAUGUCACAGAAGAUGAUGCAGGAGAGUAUGCUUGUGAAUCUAAAGAUGAAAGGACAUCGGCAACUGUAGUGGUCAACAUUCCUCGCAUUGUGGAGUUUAUUGCAGAGCUACACAACAUAACUGUCAUGGAAGGAGAAGAUGCAUUAUUUAAGUGUGUGGUAUCCCCAGAGGAUGCAAAAUUGGCCUGGUUUAAGAAUGGCCAGCCAAUUUCAUCAAAUGAGAAGUUCAACAUCUCAAGUAAUGGAUUAUGCCAUAUGCUGCAUAUCAACAACUGCCUAGUCUCAGAUAGCUGCAAGUUGACAGCCGAGGCUGAAGGUGUGAUUUCCAGAGCUAUCCUACAGGUCCAAGAGGCACAGGUGCUUUUCACGAAGAGCAUGGACCCGGUGGUUGCAGAGGAGUUUGGUGAGGCAACACUUGAGGUGGAGGUCAGCCUUGAGACUGCGGAGGUGCAGUGGAUGAGACAAGGAGUGGUUAUACAUCCAGGGUCCAAAUUCACCCUGAAGCAGAAUGGCCAAAAACGUUCUCUCACAAUCCACAAACUCACCCUUUCAGACCGCGGCACCUACAGCUGUGAAACGCUUCAUGACAGCACACAAGCCAAGCUCACUGUGGAACCACGAAAAAUCAAGAUUCAGAAAGGUCUAACUGAGAUCCAGACUUACGAACGAGAGACGGCUUCUUUUGAGGUGGAGCUGUCACAUGGCAAUGUGGAUGGUGUGUGGCAGAAGGAUGGGCACAUUCUCAAAAACAACAACCGAUUGCGUAUGACUGCAAAAGGACGAGUACACAGCCUAACCAUCUCUAACCUGACCUUGGAUGACACUGGCACCUACAUAUUCUCUGUUGAGAACAUCAAAUCACUAGCAAGAUUGGAAGUUAAAGAAAUUCCAGUAACAAUUCUGAAAAAGCUUGAGGAUAUCAGGCAACCAGAAGGAUCUGGCAUAACCCUUGAAUGUGAGCUCUCACGCCACAAUGUGGAUGUCAAGUGGACAAAGAAUGAAGUUCAUCUUAAACCAGGAAAAAAUCAUCGCAUUUACUCAAUGGGAAGAAAGUGCUUUCUACAGAUACUGAAGUGUGAGCUGGGAGACUCUGGUUUAUAUGUGUGUGAUGCUGGGGAUGGCACUACCUCCUGUUCAGUGGAUAUCUAUGAGAGGGAGCUUGAGAUACUACAAAGCUUAGAGGAUCUGGAUAUUCAAGAAGGUCAGAAUGCAGUGUUCAUGUGUGAAGUGUCCCUGGAUGAUGUGCCCGGAGAGUGGUUUAAGAAUGGCGAGAAGAUAAAACCAACCAGCACCAUUAAGAUUCGUCAGGAAGGGACAAAGCACUUCCUCCUCAUAUGCAAUGUUAAAGAAGACGAUUCUGGAGAGAUCAAGUUUGUUGCCAAGAAUGUUGAGACUACAGCUUACCUUGAGGUGGAAGCACUACCAGCAAACAUUGUGAAACCACUUCAGGACAAGACUGCUCUGGAAAAAACCCGUGUCAUACUGGACUGCACUGUGACCAAUCCGCGUUGCAGCAUUCGCUGGUAUAAGGGACCGAAUGUCAUCCUGCCCUCAGAGCGCUUUGAGAUCUGCAGUGAAGGGUGCUAUCGAAAACUUGUGAUUCAGCAGGUGUUGCUAGAAGAUGAGGGCACCUACAGUGUCCAAGUUGGAAACUACACAUCUUCAGCAAAACUAACUGUUGAAGCUCAGUCAGUCCUAAUGGUGAGAGAGCUGAAGGAUGUGGAUGUGACAGCUCCUGCAGAUGCAUGCUUUGAAUGUGAAGUCUCUUUGCCUGUGGCCAAGGCACCUACCUGGACCCUGAAUGGGGAGACACUGUAUCCUGGUCCUAAAGUUGUGGUGGAGAAAAUAGGAACCAUUCAUAGGCUCAUUCUCAAACAAACAUCCGAAGACAUGAGCGGCACAGUGUGCUUUAUCACAGAGAGAGUCAAAAGCACUGCACAUCUGCAAGUCAUAAGUAACCAGUGAGAAACAACACAAACAAUUACAGUGCAUAAUACUCAACUACGCCACUAUUUAAGUAUUAAAUGAAUUGUUUUAAUGUGUCUGAAAGAGAUAGGUCUAUCAUUAAUUUAUUUGAAAUGCAAAUUUGAUAUCUUUAUUAUGCUGUUUUACAAAUCAUAUCCUCCUCUACAUGGUUUACCACUCAUUACAUAAUCAUUUUUAAGUUUUUCUAAAUUUAUGAUCAAACACAUUCGUGUAGUACUUUAUGGGCUACACAAAAUGAACAACAGACACCCAGACACGUAAUUCACCCAUGUUGUUACUGCUUAAAUUUCUUGCACAUUAAUUUGGUAUUUAAUUUUGAAAUUUGUGUACUACUGUAUAUCCUUGUAUAGAUAUCGUUUGUGAUGUUUUUUUAAUUCUUGUUUUGUGGGAUGCAGAUUAAAGUGAGGUUAAGGCGAAAUAAAAAUCUGCAGGGCCAAAGAUGAUCAAAAGAGGGUUUGGGACGGAAAGUAACUUCAGCAUAUAUAUAACAAAUACACUGAAUUCAAGAAUACAGACGUUUUACAAAGUAGGGAAAUAUUUAGAAAUAAAUGAAAACGGUUUUGAUAGUUUUAGUUGUUUGCUUCUGUUGUAAUCAGAAGGUAUGUCACCAUUCUUGCCUUUUACUGAAGUAUCCGAAUAAAGUGCUGCAAUUUUCCCUUGCUAAGCAAUAUCUUUCAAUAAAACUUGAAAACUAAUUUU
Cyprinus carpio (common carp) is the source of this 7625-nucleotide messenger RNA. RefSeq names its product obscurin-like protein 1. Lineage: Eukaryota; Metazoa; Chordata; Actinopteri; Cypriniformes; Cyprinidae. The record is from RefSeq and is a predicted model, not a curated record. Gene Ontology annotation, molecular function: protein binding.